GCAUCGACCCUCUGUCGCUCGGUAUGGCGUCGUUCCCUGGCCUCGUCUUCACCACCCUGCCCCAUCCCGUCUUCAACACCACCGGAGCCAACUCGGCUUGCCCGAUCCCGUCCCAGCCCUUCGUCUACCCUGUCGUCGCCACCACGACCUCUGCCGCUGCAUCCCAAAGUAUGUCCUCGGAACUCGAUCCCCAGCAAAAGUUCGAUCUCAUCACCCGCAACCUCCAGGAGUACCUGGGCGGCGAGGAGAUCAAGAAGAUCCUGAAUGAGCGCGAUCUGAAAGUCUACUGGGGCACUGCCCCUACCGGCAAGCCCCAUAUCGGCUAUUUUGUCCCUAUGACCAAGAUUGCCGAUUUGCUCAAGGCCGGCUGCCACGUCACCAUCUUGUUUGCCGAUCUCCAUGCCUAUCUCGACAACAUGAAAGCCCCCUGGGAUCUGCUGAAGCUCCGAACUCGCUACUACGAGUUUGUUAUCAAGGCAAUGCUCGAGUCGAUUGGAGUUCCCAUCGAGCGGCUCAGCUUCGUCAUCGGAACCGACUACCAGCUCUCGAGGGAAUACACGCUUGAUGCCUACCGCCUGGCUGCUAUCGUCACCGAGCAUGAUGCCAAGAAAGCCGGCGCCGAAGUCGUCAAGCAGGUCGAGUCGCCGCUACUCUCGGGUUUGAUCUACCCCGGUCUUCAGGCGCUCGACGAAGAGUACCUUAAAGUCGAUGCCCAGUUCGGUGGCGUCGACCAGCGCAAGAUCUUUGUCUUUGCCGAAAAGUACCUCCCCCAGCUGGGCUACAAGAAACGUGCCCAUCUGAUGAACGUCAUGGUCGGUGGCCUCAGCGGCUCCAAGAUGAGCUCGUCCGACCCGGAUUCCAAGGUCGAUCUUUUGGACAACGCCAAGACCGUAGAGGCCAAGAUCAAAAAGGCUUUCUGUGAGGAGGGAAACAUUACCGACAAUCCCAUCCUGGCCUUUGCCAAGAUUGUCAUUUUCCCGGCCGCCUCUCUCAAGGCUGGUCUGGGCAGUGUGAGCUUUACUCUCCAGCGACCAGAAAAGUACGGUGGCGACAUCACCUUCACCACCUACCAACAGCUCGAGGAUGCCUUUGCGGCCAAGAACCUGCACCCUGGCGAUCUGAAAAAGUGGGCAACCGAAGCUCUGAACGAUCUUCUCGAGCCCAUUCGCCAAAAGUUUGCCGCCAACCCCGAGAUCCAAAAGCUCGCCCUGGAGGCCUACCCACCCGCCAAGGCCAAUGCCGUUGAGGACAUUUCCAAGAUCGAUAUCCGUGUUGGCCGCGUCCUCUCUGCUUCGCUGCACCCCGAGAACCCCGACCAGUACGUCGAGGAGAUUGACCUGGGCGAGGCUUCCGGUCCGCGCACCAUCGUCAGCGGCCUUGCCAAGUUUGUCCCCCUGGACAAGUUUAUCGGCCGGGAUGUCCUGGUCGUCACCAACUUGAAGCCUUCCAAGUUUAGAGGCGUGAUGUCGGCCGGCAUGGUUCUGGCUGCCAGCAAUGCCGACAAGACCGUGGUCGAGCUGAUCCAGCCGCCUCAAGACUCGCAGCCCGGCGACAAAGUCACCUUCAAGGGCAUUGCCGAUGCCACCAAGGCCGACGAGCAAAUCAACUCCAAGGUCUUCGCCAAGGCCGCUGCCCACUUUAAGGUCGGCAAUGAGCUCGUUGCCAAGUACAAGGAUAUUCCCUUUGCCACUGCUAACGGUUUCUGCACCGUUGAGUCUCUGAGCGGCGCCGUCAUUGGCUGAGAAAUGGCAGAGCCGAAGCGGUAGCCGUAGCCAUUCGGUUGCUGAAGAGUUGAGCCAGGGGACUUGCCUUGAUGACGGCAAUACAACUUGAUUCACAGCUUGA
Polychytrium aggregatum is the source of this 1845-nucleotide messenger RNA. RefSeq names its product tRNA synthetases class I-domain-containing protein. The transcript is spliced from 4 exons. Gene Ontology annotation, biological process: tyrosyl-tRNA aminoacylation. The record is from RefSeq and is a predicted model, not a curated record. NCBI's taxonomy places the organism in Eukaryota, Fungi, Chytridiomycota, Chytridiomycetes, Polychytriales. Gene Ontology annotation, molecular function: tRNA binding; ATP binding; tyrosine-tRNA ligase activity. Bases 24 to 1742 code for a protein of 572 amino acids.